Molecule: messenger RNA, 714 nt
Organism: Callorhinus ursinus (northern fur seal)
Lineage: Eukaryota; Metazoa; Chordata; Mammalia; Carnivora; Otariidae
Product: olfactory receptor 5D14-like
Biological process (GO): G protein-coupled receptor signaling pathway
Cellular component (GO): membrane
Molecular function (GO): olfactory receptor activity
Source: RefSeq, a predicted model, not a curated record
AUGGAGGAAUUCGGAAAAUUGCUGGUCAUAGCAUAUGAAAGCAUCUUCUACUUCAGCUGCAUGUUGCCGUACUUCCUGUCCUGUACCACUGUGGUGACAGAAUCCUUCCUGCUGACGGUGAUGGCCUAUGACCACUUUGUGGCCAUCUGCAACCCUCUGCUUUAUACAGUGGUCAUGUCGCAGAGGCUCUGUGCCCUGCUGCUGUCUGGCUCAUAUCUCUGGGGCAUGUUUGGUCCCUUGGUACUCCUCUGCUAUGCUCUCCAGCUAAACUUUUCUGGACAUAACAUAAUCAACCAUUUUUUUUGUGAAUAUACUGCUCUCAUUGCUGUCUCGAACUCAGACAAACUCAUUCCCCACCUGUUGCUUUUUGGCUUUGCCAAUUUCAACGAGGUGAGCACACCGCUGAUCAUCCUCACUUCAUACAUUUUUAUUUUCGUGACUGUACUAAAGAUCUGUUCUGCCAGUGGAUGUCGAAAAGCCUUGUCCAUCUGUGCCUCCCACCUGACCACCAUCACCAUCUUCCAUAGGACCAUCCUUUCCCUCCACUGUGUGCCCAACUCCAAGAACUCCAGGCAAACUGUCCAAGUGGCCUCUGUAUUUUACACAGUCAUCAAUGCUAUGUUGAACCCUCUGAUCUACAGCCUGAGGAAUAAAGAUGUGAAGGAUGCCCUCCGGAAAUUAAUAGAUAACAAAAGUCCCAUUCCACUGAACUAA